Molecule: messenger RNA, 678 nt
Organism: Microtus oregoni (creeping vole)
Lineage: Eukaryota; Metazoa; Chordata; Mammalia; Rodentia; Cricetidae
Product: keratin, type II cytoskeletal 6A-like
Exons: 6
Coding region: 1-678 (225 amino acids)
Biological process (GO): keratinization; intermediate filament organization
Cellular component (GO): keratin filament
Molecular function (GO): structural constituent of skin epidermis
Source: RefSeq, a predicted model, not a curated record
AUGGAUAUCAUAGAGAUUGCUCAGAAGAGCCAUGCUGAAGCUGAGUCUUGGUACCAGACGAAAUACAAGGAGCUGCAGGUCACAGCAGACAGACAAGGGGCUGAUCUGCACAGCACCAAGCAGGAGAAUGCUGAUCCCAAUUGCAUGAUUCCGAGGCUGAAAUCUGACAUCGACCACAUCAAAAACCAGUGUGCCAACCUUCAGGCUGCCAUUGCCGAAGCUGAGCAGCAUGGGGAGAAUGCCCUCAAGGAUGCCAGGGGCAAGUUGGAAGGGCUGGAGGAUGCCCUGCAGAAGGCCAAGCAGGACAUGGCCAGGCUGCUGAAGGAGUACCAGGAGCUCAUGAAUGUCAAGUUGGCCCUUGAUGUGGAGAUCGCCACCUACAGGAAGCUGCUGGAAGGAGAGGAGUGCAGGCUGAAUGGUGAAGGCGUUGGACCCGUCAACAUCUCUGUGGUGCAGUCCACCAUGUCCAGCGGCUAUGGCAGUGCAGGUGGUGCCAGCAGCAGCUUGGGCCUGGGAGGAGGCAGCAGCUACUCCUACAGCAGCAGCCAUGGCCUUGGAGGUGGCUUCAGUUCUGGCAGUGGCAGAGGCCUCAGUGGUGGCCUGAGCUCCUCUGGUGGCAGCUCUUCCAUCAUCAAGUACACCACCACCUCCUCCAGCAGGAAGAGCUACCGGCACUGA